Molecule: messenger RNA, 5279 nt
Organism: Cololabis saira (Pacific saury)
Lineage: Eukaryota; Metazoa; Chordata; Actinopteri; Beloniformes; Belonidae
Product: polyamine-transporting ATPase 13A3-like
Exons: 32
Coding region: 292-3990 (1232 amino acids)
Biological process (GO): polyamine transmembrane transport; intracellular calcium ion homeostasis
Cellular component (GO): late endosome membrane
Molecular function (GO): polyamine transmembrane transporter activity; ATP hydrolysis activity; ATP binding
Source: RefSeq, a predicted model, not a curated record
GCUGCUGCAACCAUGCUCGCAACUUGCACGAAUUCGCCCCAAAAAACGCUGGACUGUGAUGACCUCACAUCCUGUUGAUCCACUUCCUUGUGAAUGGUGUGGUGUGGGACAGUCCGGUCCGUCCUGAGCGCACAUUUGUGCGGGACGCACGCAGGAGCCGCAGGAGCCGCAGGAGCCGCAGCGACCGCCGCGCCGAGGCCGUCCUAACGAGCGAGCCGCCCCGCAGGUACAGUAUGCAGCUCCGCGCUGCCUGAGACGCGAGGAAACACGCUCCGUUGCUGCACAUGCAAAAUGAGUUCCAGAGAAGAUCAUCAGGUGAAGCUCAUCAACCAGGGCCUGGAGGAUGAGAUGGAGGUGUGUGGGUACCGGCCCUGUCUGUGGAAGAUGGUCCUGGUGGGUGUGGGGGCCGUCUGCUCGGGGGGGCUCCUGCUGCUGCUGCUCUACUGGCUGCCUGAGUGGGGCGUCAAAGGCACGUGCACGCGCACCUCACUGAGGGAUGCGCACACGCUUCUGCUGAGGACGACGGAUGAGUUCAGGCAGUGGUUUCGAGCCAGAGUGCACGUGAUGUCGUCUCCGGGGGAGAAACCCUUCGAUGAUUUGGACCUGCAUCCUAAAACUCUGCCAAAUGCAGACGGAGACCUCAAUCUCCGUUCUCAACCCGAAGAGCAUCAGGGAAUGUUUCUCCCGAGUCAUCAUGUUCAGAUACACUACUUCAUUCACCACAGCACAAGAUACUACUGGAGUGAUGUGAAACACAACUUUGAAUUAUAUCAAGGCCUGGAGGAUGUGAAGGUGAGCUGUGCGUGCGUCCACUCCGACCACAGCUCUGGACUCUCUAAAACACUGCAGGACUACAGGAGGUUGUUUUUCGGGGAAAAUGAGAUCGCUGUGAAAGUGCCUUCUCUAUUCAAGCUUCUCAUAAAAGAGGUCCUGAACCCCUUUUACAUCUUCCAGCUGUUCAGUGUUGUUCUGUGGAGCAUCGAAAACUACUACUACUAUGCCACAGCCAUAGUGUUCAUGUCUGUCAUUUCCAUAGCUACCUCACUGUAUACUAUUAAAAAGCAAUACGUGAUGCUGCACGACAUGGUGGCGACCCACAGCGUGGUCCGUGUUUCAGUGUGCAGAGGAAACAAAGAUAUUGACCAGGCCAUGUCGACAGACCUUGUGCCAGGUGAUGUCAUUGUCAUUCCAACAAAUGGGAUGAUAAUGCCCUGCGAUGCCAUCAUCUUCCAAGGAACCUGUGUUGUGAAUGAGAGCAUGCUGACCGGUGAGAGCGUCCCCGUUACCAAAACCAGUCUUCCCAGUUCAGGUGAAGAGGCGGCUCGUACCUACAACCUGGAGGAACACAAGAGGCACACCCUCUUCUGCGGUACUCACGUCAUCCAGACCCGCUUCUACGCCGGGGACCUGGUGAAGGCGGUCGUGGUCAGAACAGGCUUCAGUACAGAGAAAGGCCAACUUGUGCGCUCCAUCCUCUACCCGAAACCCACGGACUUCAAGCUGUAUCGCGACGCGUACCUGUUCCUGUUGUGCCUGGUCGGGGUGGCAGGGAUCGGCUUCAUCUACACCAUCGUCCUCAGCAUCAUGAGCAAGGUUCCAGCUAAAACCAUCAUAAUUGAAUCUCUGGACAUCAUCACAAUUACUGUUCCUCCAGCCUUACCGGCAGCCAUGACCGCCGGCAUCGUGUACGCGCAGCGGCGCCUGAAGCGCGUCGGCAUCUUCUGCAUCAGUCCUCAGAGGAUCAACAUGUGUGGUCAGCUUAACCUGGUUUGCUUUGAUAAGACUGGUACUCUCACUGAGGACGGCUUGGACCUGUGGGGUAUUCAGAGGGCUGAAAGAGGCAGCUUUUGUCCACCGGAGUCCGAGGCGGCGGAGAAAAGUCUGGUGAACACUGCUUUUGUUUCCUGCAUGGCAACGUGCCACUCGCUGACCAAGAUAGAGGGAGAGCUCUCCGGAGACCCGUUAGACCUCAAGAUGUUCGCUGCCACCGGCUGGGUAUUAGAAGAACCCACAGAGGAAGAAACUGCCAUCCAUAAUCAAUUAAUGCCCACAGUGGUUCAGCCUCCGAAGCACAUGGUGGCCGAGUCCAACCAGAACGGUCCACCUGCCCAGAACAUGUCUUGUGAGAUUGGCAUCGUGCGCCAGUUCCCGUUCUCCUCAGCGCUGCAGAGGAUGAGCGUGGUGGUCCGGAGAUUGGGGCAAAAACACAUGGACGCCUACCUGAAAGGGGCACCGGAGGUGGUGGCGAGCCUGUGCAAACCACACACGGUCCCACAGAGCUUCACAGAGACGCUGGAGAGCUACACCCGGCAGGGCUUCAGGGUGAUCGCGCUGGCACAUCGGCAGUUGGAGUCCAAGCUCUCAUGGCACAAAGUCCAGAGUCUCAGCAGGGAUCUAAUAGAGACCAACAUGGAGUUCCUUGGUUUGAUCAUCAUGCAAAACAAAAUCAAACAGGAGACCGCCGGCGUUUUAUGUGAAUUACGACAAGCCAAUAUCCGCACUUUGAUGGUCACAGGUGACAACAUACUGACAGCGAUUUCAGUGGCCCGAGACUGCGGGAUGGUCCGUCCACACGAGAGCGUCAUUACAGCAGAUGCGGUGCCUCCCACAGAUUUUCAUCCGGCUAGCGUUACGUGGCAUUACACCGACAACCCCACCAGGGUUGUCAAGGACGGUCAGACAGCAGAGAUAAACCUGGAGGAGGGAACAUAUCACUUUGCAUUGAGUGGCAGAACCUUUGCUGUUAUCACUGAACACUUUCCUCACCUGGUCCAGAAGCUCGUGUUAAAGGGGACCGUGUUCGCUCGCAUGGCUCCGGACCAGAAGACUCAGCUGGUGGAAAUCCUGCAGGGCAUCGAUUACAUUGUUGGGAUGUGUGGCGAUGGUGCUAAUGACUGCGGAGCUCUGAAAAGGGCUCACAGUGGGAUCUCUCUGUCUGAGCUGGAGGCGUCGGUGGCGUCGCCCUUCACCUCCUCCACCUCCAACAUUUCCUGCGUCCCCAACCUCAUCAGGGAGGGACGGGCCGCCCUCAUAACGUCCUUCUGUGUCUUCAAGUUCAUGGCUCUCUACAGCAUCAUCCAGUACAUCAGUGUCAUUCUGCUCUACUGGAUUCUCAGUAACUUGGGAGACUUCCAGUUUCUCUUCAUCGACAUCGUCAUCAUCCUCAUCAUUGCUUUUACAAUGAGUCUGAAUCCAGCGUGGGAUGAGCUGGUGUGCCGUCCGCCACCAUCCAGUCUGAUCUCUGGCCCGCUGCUCUGCUCAGUUCUGACCCAGAUCCUCACCUGCUUGGUCUUCCAGGUUCUGGUCUUCCUCUUGUUACAAAAACAAAGCUGGUACGAGACGUGGACGCCGCAGUCGGAUGCCUGCAAUGUCUCCAGAUCCAGUUUCUCUCACGGCCUCAAUGCGACGAGCCCCGUCGACCACAAAAACAUCAGGAACUACGAGAACACCACCCUCUUCUACGUCUCCUCCUUCCAGUAUCUGGCUGUGGCCAUCGUUUUCUCCAAAGGGAAGCCCUUCAGACAGCCGAGCUACAAGAACUGGCCUUUUAUGCUGUCCUGCAUUGGUUUAUAUUCUUUCCUCCUCUUCAUCAUGCUGCAUCCCGUCCCUGCCAUCGAUAGUUUCCUGGAGAUCGUCUGCGUUCCCCACGACUGGCGCGUCACGCUGGUCAUCAUUAUUAUAGUGAAUGGAGCCGUGUCUUUCCUGCUGGAGAUUUUGAUCCUUGACAUCUUCUUGUGGAGGCUUGAUUUCAGAGGAUAUCAGAGGGCGAAUAGCCCCCGCGAGUCCUCCUCUGCUGACACCGCUCAGGUGGCCAACGAUCGCUGGGGCUCAUCUUUCCUCUCCCGCCUGCUCUGCUGGAGAAAAGCUUCCUCCAGGGGGCUGUUCCGGCAGCUGGACCUGGAGCUGCAGGAAGACGCCGACUGGCCUCCCAAACCCUCCACCGUCACCUACGCCGGCGACCCGCCGUCCCACGUCUCCGCCCGCCUCUGAUCCCAGCCAGAACCAAACUACAGCAGAGACUAAACCCAAAACCCUCCGUAGGCCUGCGUGUCUAGUCGGCAUCGCAGAGCUGUUGGAUUUCAACAAACACACACAUACACAAAAAGGAAAACAAGGCUUCUGACAGGACUGACUUACCGACGCUGUGAACUGCACAAACCUGACGCCCUCAUUCAGGCGCCCUGCACAGGGCUUACAACUGGACUUUAGUUUAACGGGAGUCCGGGUUUAACUUAGCUCUGUGCAAAGGUAGAGUAAAAGCACCUGUAGACCUUGCUCAUUAACAUGUUCCACCAUACAGAAGGUUUCGUCUCCCUCGUGUCAGCGGACUUGGGGCUUGGCCGGUCGGUGGGUGCUUGAUGCUUCCUACUAAACUGCACAUUUCUUUUUAAUUUAACUCCUGAGAAUGAAAACAUGUUAACUCACGCCCAACAAUGUGACUAAAUGUUUUGUAACCGUGCCGGUAAUGUUUCAUCUUGACCCCGUGUUUGAAAUAUCUCAGAGAGAGUAAGGUGCUGCUUUAUUUUAAAGGCCUGACAAUGAACACGAGCACAGAUCCCCCACACACCUGCCUCUGUCACUUCAUUAUAGGAACUGCUGCUAUAACACGAAAGCUGUUGAACAGUAAUGGGGUUUAUAGGUUUGAAUAUUUGAGAGCUAAACUCGUGGAGUUUAUUAACAGGACUGAUGGUGUAUCUCUGAGACAGCGCUCCGUUUUCAACAUUUUAAGAGUCGUAGCUCUUGAAAUUCUUCCUGUGGAAGAGAAGCAGAACUUUCCAUUUCCAAUCUGUGUGUGUCUGUCUGUCUGUCUGUCUGUCUGUCUGUCUGUCUGUCUGUCUGUCUGCCUGUGUGUGUGAAAAAACAAAACAACCCCUCUCAGUUGCUCUGGAUGCUUUUAUAACUGUUGUCUCUAAAGCUACUAAAAUUGGCUUUAAUGAUUACAAAAUUUGACAUUAAUAAGUAACGGAUGAUUAAAGUUUUCUAUCAGAUUUUUGAUUAUCUCCACGAAACUAAGUUUAUUUUUGUAGUCCUUGUAUGUAGUGAAUCUAAUAUGUUUUUCUAAAUGAAAUCAAUGUGAAACUAUCUUCAUAUUACUGUAAAAUACGGCGGUAUCUUUAAAGAGGCACAAAGGACUUUUGUUUGUGAUGAAACAUGCAGCUUUCAAGGAAUAUUAGUUCCUUCGUUCUUAUCAAAUCUGUACAAACAUUUCAAUUUAAAGCGUUAACUGAAGCUGAAAGAGGACUAGUAGGUUUCUCUGGGAUGCCUGGUCACUUGGCCUG